Periconia digitata is the source of this 986-nucleotide messenger RNA. The record is from the annotation of a GenBank genome assembly. NCBI's taxonomy places the organism in Eukaryota, Fungi, Ascomycota, Dothideomycetes, Pleosporales, Periconiaceae.
AAAACGUCGAUGGCAGAAGUAUUCUCAUCAAACCGAUGUCCUGGCACAUCCCAUACUCGAACUGAUCCGUCUAGAAUAGAAUAUGAAUACAAUCCACACUUCAACUCAAAUGGUUGCUUUGGCCCUUCUGCACACUCCCAUGAACUGGCAUCAUCGCAUGGACUAUGCUCCGAGCAAACCACGCCCCCAGCACAGCCACCCACCCCAGAAUCCCACCGACAGGCCAUAAUAUCCACGCCUCAUUCCGCCUGUCCACAUGUUUCUCAUUCCAGAAAGAAGGGUACCCCAGCGUCAUUCCCCACGGCUCUAUCCAAUAGUCCACGAAUGCACGCGCCCACGCACUGGAAGCAGUGAGAGUGGGUACAAAUGUAAAGACAACGUAGAUCCACCAAGUUUUUCUAUCGGUGGGGUAUUUGCACGGCGGAGGUGCGUCUUUCUCGAUAACUGUGGCUUGAUAAUACGCUAUGCCACAUAUUAUCUGCGUAAAAAAUGCCGCGGUGGAAAAUCUAUCAUGGCGCAGCGAUCUUGGUGGGUACGUUGAGUUGUUGUUUCCGGUGUGGAUGGCCACUUCUAUAACGAUAGUGAGGAUGAUGAUGACAACGGAGAGGAGGGCUCCCGUCAGCGAGAAGUGGUUGGCUGGGUGGUCGCAGCUCAUUUUCCUGAACGCCGAUUUGCUAAGUGGGUAGUGGCUGUUCGUGAUGGCGGUCCCAAAUUGAAGAAGAGGUUCAGGCAGAAAUCAUGCCCUAUCUGUAUAGAUUGGUGUCUGGCGUCCUUUGAGGAGGGGAUGGCUUGCCUCUUAUUUGCAUUGUACGAGAGCAUGCGGUUUUUACCUGACAUUGGGAGGAAGUGGCGCAGCUGGGGGCCUUUUUCCUGCCGCACAUGGAAAAAUCUGAGUACGCUGAGGUUACUGUUUCUGGAACUGGAAUUUUUGUAUGUCAACACAUCACGAACAGCAUAUAUUCAUCAUGUCUACCGCUUUCCCACGC